Molecule: messenger RNA, 1895 nt
Organism: Phyllopteryx taeniolatus (common seadragon)
Lineage: Eukaryota; Metazoa; Chordata; Actinopteri; Syngnathiformes; Syngnathidae
Exons: 3
Coding region: 336-1178 (280 amino acids)
Source: RefSeq, a predicted model, not a curated record
UUGAGCUGAGCUGUCAGUUAUUAGGAGCUGAACCUUUAGGGGUCCAGCCUGAUCUGGACUUCAGCCUUAUAACCUCUUGAAGGGAUUGCAGUUGGCGAGACAUAUGAGCUGACUCAUCUUACCACUCACACGUGGCUUUAUCUAACGUGACAUAGAUAAGCGGAAGGGUCGGCGUCUGCCAUUGUGAUUUGAAGUUGAGGCUGAAGUCCAGCCGAGAUUGAAAGGGACGGACCGUUGCUUUCGCAUGUGCACUUUUUAUUUGUGCUUGAUUGAAGCGGCAGUGUGGGAGGAGAUUUGCUGAAUUGUUUUUACUCCGGUGACUCCAGAGAAGGAGGAUGAUAAUAUUUCAAGUUUGGCUCGUGCGGCUCAUGCUGCUGGUCUUGCUGAGUCUAUUUGGAGUCAACAUGGAGCACCUCCAAGCAGAGAACCUGCAUCUCCUACCCCCUGAUCGGCACAACGUGGUCAUGAACCUUGGAAUGAGAAUGUUACCAAGAGAUUGUCAUGAAAUGCUGAUGAGGUCUUCAGGUCACGCCAGAGAUGGCGUGUACCUGAUCCGGCCAGGGGACGCCCCCGUCGUGGUGUACUGUGCCAUGCGGGAGGGAGGAUGGACCAUCGUGCAGCACAUCACCGUAAACAGCAGCGUCACUUUCGACCGGGUGUGGGCCGACUACAAGCACGGUUUCGGAGAUGUCACUGGAGAUCACUGGCUCGGGAACGAAUACCUUCACCAGCUCAGCAGAGGCCCGGCGCGCUUCAAACUGGGAAUAAAACUCGUGGACCGAGACGCUGCCACAAAGAUGGGAGAGUACGACCCUUUCCUGGUGGAGGAUGAAUCAUCGGCGUACAGGUUGAGGCUUGGGUUGUUCCGGGGCACGGCCGUGGACGCCCUCACGCAGGACACGGAACACUACCUGCACGACAACCAGAAAUUCACCACCAAGGACAGAGACAAUGAUAACUACUUCCAGAACUGUGCCAAGCUGGAGUUCCAGCAGGUGGCCGGUGGAGGCUGGUGGUACGACGCCUGUGCCGGUGCCAAUCUGAACCGCAGAAAUGUCAUCUACUGGCAAAAGGACUGCAACAAGGAGCGACUGUGCAAGUAUGCAUGGAUGAUGGUCAAACCAUCAGACACUGUGAAACCCGUUCAUUGCGGAGACUACAAAAAGGACGAGCUAUGAGGACACGUUCAACAACGAGCAGUUGUGGCAAAAGAGGCCACAGCACACUUAGCAUUUGCUAAUCUCGCCCUAUGGACGACCAGCCUAGCUAUUCACAGUCUGGCGUGUGUGUUUUUCCAACUAGACAGAGUUUUGACCGCCAGCAGGUUUUUAGGCUCGUACAAAAUAACACAUUUGCCACAAAUCAUUCUUGUAGCUGACAGCAUAAAAAAACAUCCAUCCAUUUUCUGAGCCGCUUCUCCUCACUAGGGUCGCGGGCGUGCUGGAGCCUAUCCCAGCUGUCAUCGGGCAGCCCUGAACCGGUUGCCAGCCAAUCGCAGGGCACAUAGAAACAAACAACCAUUUGCACUCACAUUCACACCUGCGGGCAAUUUAGAGUUGUGCAUAAGAAACAAAAUCUCUUCAAUAUGGCCAUAGAUGUGAAAUAUCGUGCUUUAUCAAAUUGGUUAGUCAUUGUUGUUCAUGCUCCCUGGUUAGUAAUGAGUAGACUUUGACAAAGUAAGGAGUAGAUAGUACAGAUAUGUGUUUUCAAUUGUUGGGAGUAGAAAUAAAAUUUUGUCAGAAAAAUAAAUACUAAAAGUAAAGUACACAUACCUGAAAAAUCUACUUAAGUAGGUUUGUACUUUGUUACUUACCACCACUGCUAUCGAAGACAAACAAUUAACAACAGUGCAUCACACAUGAAGUCCCAUGAAAUUAAAUAUUGUGCAGAACAUU